Molecule: messenger RNA, 390 nt
Organism: Paramuricea clavata
Lineage: Eukaryota; Metazoa; Cnidaria; Anthozoa; Malacalcyonacea; Plexauridae
Source: the annotation of a GenBank genome assembly
AUGGCCGAAAAGGCAGACGAAACUGUGGCAAAAGCAUACGAACACCUUGAUGAACGCGAAGAUGAACCCCCCUCCGUCUCGGAAUUAGGCACACACGCAAAAUCGACCACGUCUUCUACCUCGAAACUUUCAGCACGAGCAGCCGAAGCCCGGCGAAAAGCGAAGCUUGCACAACUGAAAACCAAACAAAUAGAAGAUGAAUCGAUGCGGCGAAAGGAACUUGAGCGCAUCGAAAGAGAACGACUUGCUAAGUUCGAACAAGCCAAACUCGAGCACGAUCGUCUUGCCAGAGAAGAAACCGAGAGGCGUCGCAUACAAGAAUCGAGAGAUCAUGCGGCACAAGCCGAACUUGAGGCUAGAUUGAUCGAGGCUGAGGCUGAUCGAGGCUGA